Molecule: messenger RNA, 2414 nt
Organism: Durio zibethinus
Lineage: Eukaryota; Viridiplantae; Streptophyta; Magnoliopsida; Malvales; Malvaceae
Product: DNA repair protein RadA-like protein
Biological process (GO): recombinational repair
Molecular function (GO): ATP-dependent DNA damage sensor activity; damaged DNA binding; ATP binding
Source: RefSeq, a predicted model, not a curated record
GUGGAGACUAAAAAAGUUAUGGGGUUAACGAGGUGUGAAGUUGGAAUUUUCCCAUCCUCGAAAACCCAAGACGGGGAGCUGCCUGGAAAUUGGAAUGGAGUCCGAACCAACACCACAGUCACACACUCUCUCUUUCAAAACUUGGCGGGGUUCUCUUUUCUGCAAGUAUUUCAAUCUUCUACCAAAACCCUAAGCUAAAUCCUGCUAUAAUAAACAAAAAAAAGGUAAAAAAAAAGGAUCCUCUCUCCCUCCCAUUCCCAUAGUACUGCACAGUUUCUCUUAUGCAAAUCAUCGAAAUGAAAGCCAUAAGAUCAAUUUACUACACCCAUAAACGCUUCCUUCUCCGUAAUCCCACCAGACUCUCUGUUUCCCUCUCCUUCCUUUCCCGCCAUUUUCACUCCUCCAACGCCCGGUUAGCUCUUAAUUCUCCGGAAACGGAUGGAACCCAUGAAACUCAUCGUGUCUGGACCGCCUUCGAGCCGCUUACUGGCGAGCUCUACACGAGUAGCAGCAGUCGGGAAAGCAGUAACCAGUAUGACGAGUCGGGUUCGGAAGACGGAGCAAAUGCGGACUUUGAGACCGAAGGGACUUAUGGGAAGGCCAAAAGUGCUAAUUUGAGCGACGGAGAAAAAGCCCAGAAGGGAUUCUCAGAUUUCAACAAUAGGUCUCGUUAUUCUUCCAAUGAAAACGCUGAUGAGAUGAGUCGAAAGAAGGCGUUUUCGGGUAACGAGUUGGUAUUUGGAGACAUAGUUGGGAAUAAGAAGAAAGGGAAAGGUAAAGUUAGGUGGGUUUGUGAAUAUUGUGGGUACUCAGAUGGCCAGUGGUGGGGAGUUUGCCGUUCCUGUGAUAAUUCCGGGACGAUGAGGAGGUUUUCAGAAGUGGAGACCAAGAACAGAGGGUUGGAAUUCUCGGAAACUGUGGUGCGGUCUUGGCUACCAAAGGAUGCAGGGGAUGUGGAACCAGUUAGGUUGGUUGAUGUUACGCGUGGGAUUAAGAAGAUGGAUUACCGGAUUCCACUGUCUGGACCCUUUGGAAAUGAAGUUGCCAGGGUGCUUGGUGGUGGUCUUGUUCCAGGUUCAUUGGUUUUGAUUGGCGGUGAUCCUGGUGUUGGAAAGAGUACCCUACUGUUGCAGGUGGCUGCACUAAUUGCUGAGGGACAUGGCUUAGGUCAACCUGCUUGUGUUGUAUAUGUCUCUGGCGAAGAGAGUGUGGAACAAAUUAGUAGUAGAGCUGACCGUAUGAAGAUUGGAGCUAACGAACUUUACCUUUACUCUGGUACUGAUAUCGAGGACAUUUUGGUAAAAAUUCGGCCACGCUCACCACGGGCUGUAGUUGUUGAUUCAAUUCAGACGGUUUAUCUGAAGGAAGUUAUUGGAAGUGCCGGUGGUCUCUCACAGGUCAGAGAAUGCACGUCUGCUUUGCUGCGGUUUGCAAAAAAAACCAACAUCCCUGUUCUUUUGGCUGGGCAUGUAACAAAAACUGGUGAAAUAGCUGGACCUCGUGUCUUGGAGCACAUUGUAGAUGCUGUCUUAUAUCUGGAAGGGGAAAAGUGCUCAUCUCAUCGUUUGCUUCGACCUGUGAAGAAUCGUUUUGGGUCAACUGAUGAGCUUGGAGUUUUUGAAAUGUCACAAUUAGGACUCCAAGCUGUUUCAAACCCCAGUGAGAUGUUUUUAAGUGAUCAGAACUCAGAUUCAGAGUUUUUAGCUGGACUCGCUGUUGCUGUAAUUAUGGACGGAUCUCGUGCUUUCCUUAUUGAAAUUCAGGCAUUGUGUGUGUCUAGCUCAACAGUUUCUAGGCAUGUGAACGGAAUCCAAGCAAGCAGAGCUGACAUGAUUAUCUCUGUCCUUGCCAAGCAAGCUGGUCUAAAGAUCCAAGAGAAUGCUGUUUUUCUAAAUGUUGUCAGUGGAGUGUCAUUGACAGAGACUGCCGGGGAUCUUGCAGUAGCAGCAUCAAUUUGUAGCAGCUUCUUAGAGUUUCCUAUUCCUAGUGGAGUUGCAUUCAUUGGUGAAAUUGGCCUUGGUGGUGAGCUUCGCAUGGUAUCGAGGAUGGACAAAAGAGUAAGCACAGUUGCAAAACUGGGAUAUAAGAAGUGUAUCGUGCCCAUGAUAGCUGAGAAAUCACUGGCAACACUUGAUUUUGGGAAGAUGGAGAUUAUUGGCUGCAAGGAUUUGAAGGGGGUUAUCAAUACCGUGUUUACUAAGUACUGAAAAAGAGUUGGACAUCAUUGGUCCAAAAAAUAUGUAUCAUAUUAUCUGUAUGCUUAUUUGUAAUGUGUUUAGUUGUAUGUCAGUUCCCAAGAACAAAACAAGGUUCAAGGGCCUCUUCUUUUUUUCAACUAUGUAGAGCGUGCAAGACUGUUAAUAUAACAUACUUACACAGCUCCCAUCUGCGCCUGUUCCUUGAUCAAUUAUGCU